UACAGCGCUACUGCAUUUAGGUGGCGCGCGCCUGCGUGGUUAUACUUAAACAAGGCGUGGAGCAAAGGUACUGCCAUUGAAAGCCAAGCCGCUUCGACGCUCGACAUGGCCGAGGGAGCACCAACUGCCAGGACCGACACGCCCCUGCAAUCAACGCCCAUCAUCGGCAGACAGCGCGGUGGCGGGCCGCCUCCACAACCGUGCUCCGACAGCUUCUGGGCGAACCCUGUGUUACGCGUGCAGGUACGCAGCGCGUACGGCUCGCCGGCUGACAACGACGAAGACGAAGAAGACCCUGUCCCGCUCUCGCCGAUCCUGGCGACCAACGUGACGACGAGCAGCGGACCUAUCUGCCGCAUCUGCCACGAGGGCGAUCACGGGCUUCCGCUGCUGUCGAUAUGCCUGUGUUCGGGCACCAUGGGACUGGUGCACCUGCUCUGCCUCGAGCACUGGCUCAGCACCAGCGGUAGCGAGGCCUGCGAGAUCUGCCACUAUCACUUCAACGUCGAGCGUCGGCCCCGGCACUUCUGCGAGUGGGUGAACAGCGUCAGCGUGCGCCGCGCCUUCUUCGGGGACCUGCUGUGCUUCGGCCUGCUCUCGCCACUAGCUUUCCUCUGCGGCGUGCUCUGCCUUCACGGCGCCGCGCAGCAGGUGCUCCAACGACGGCUGUGGGAAUCCAUCGGCCUCGCUGCGCUCGCUUUCAUGCUCUUCACCGUAUACAGCGCCUGGACCGUGCUCACCUUCCGCUACCACUACCGCAGCUGGAGGAAGUGGCGCGUGGCCAACCCGUACGUCAAGGUGGUCGACGCGCCCCGUGACCUGGACUUCUCUGUCGAACCUAAGUGCAAGGGGUCCAAGCCACAAGACCGCUGUGGCAACGCCCCCCGCGCGCUACCGCAGACAGGCAGGAGCAGCUUGACCUUUGCAUCGGGUCUCGAUUCAUCGUUCGAGAUUUGCUCCCCAAACACCGUGGCUUCCGGCAGCACUGUGUGGGAGUACCGCACCACACGCCUUUGAGACGAGUGCUGCUGCGUACUUUUAAUGUAAUUUUUUUAUAAUUUUUAUUUUCAUCACUUAGUUGUGGGCUUUUAUUAUUAUUACUGGUGCCUGAACAUCGCAUCUAUAUGGCAAAGAAGCGUGUGUGUUCUAUGCAAUAAAUCAGUGCGCCUUGAA
Messenger RNA from Rhipicephalus sanguineus (brown dog tick), 1173 nucleotides. Its product is annotated as E3 ubiquitin-protein ligase MARCHF2. NCBI's taxonomy places the organism in Eukaryota, Metazoa, Arthropoda, Arachnida, Ixodida, Ixodidae. Gene Ontology annotation, biological process: protein ubiquitination. The coding region runs from base 106 to 1017 and encodes 303 amino acids. Gene Ontology annotation, molecular function: ubiquitin-protein transferase activity; zinc ion binding. The transcript has a single exon. The record is from RefSeq and is a predicted model, not a curated record.